Messenger RNA from Eremomyces bilateralis CBS 781.70, 1572 nucleotides. RefSeq names its product vacuolar ATP synthase subunit D. Gene Ontology annotation, cellular component: vacuolar proton-transporting V-type ATPase complex; fungal-type vacuole membrane; proton-transporting V-type ATPase, V0 domain. The transcript is spliced from 3 exons. Gene Ontology annotation, molecular function: proton-transporting ATPase activity, rotational mechanism. Gene Ontology annotation, biological process: proton transmembrane transport; vacuolar acidification; vacuolar transport. NCBI's taxonomy places the organism in Eukaryota, Fungi, Ascomycota, Dothideomycetes, Eremomycetales, Eremomycetaceae. The record is from RefSeq and is a predicted model, not a curated record. The coding region runs from base 344 to 1402 and encodes 352 amino acids.
UCAGCGCAUUGCAGCUCUCGUCAAAAUGGGCCCAUCCGAACCAGUCUAUCACAGGUUGAUCAGUAAAGGCGUUACAGCCAAUCAGGAUGCUCUAUGUACCGUACAAGGUUGUAGCUUCAACUACGGAGUUCCAAGUCAACUACGGACAUCACCUGGAACUUCCGUUCAUUAACACCUUGACUCUCCAACUUCGCCGUUGACAUAUUCAACCUCAUCCUCCGACCUUAAAGCUGUUCUUUGAACCGUCGCGAAGAUGGAGGGCAUGUUCUACAACGUCGCCAAUGGGUGAGGGUCCUAUGACAUCGUAUAUCGUGUGGACAUGUAUUGACAGCUGCCUAGCUACAUGGAGGGCAUUGUUCGAGGUUAUAGAGACCAGCUGCUCACCAGUCAGAACUAUAAUAACCUAACACAAUGCGAGACCAUCGAUGAUGUCAAACUCCAGCUCUCCCCAGCCUAUGGCGAUUUCCUUUCCUCCCUGCCUCCGAAUCCCUCAACAUCAGCUUUGGCAGCCAAGACCACAGACAAGCUCGUCGCCGAAUUCAGAUACCUGCAAGCAAAUGCCACAGGGUCGCUCGCAAAGUUUAUGGAGUAUUUGACCUAUGGUUACAUGAUCGACAACGUUGCUCUUCUGAUCACCGGAACCCUCCAUGAACGCGACACAAGAGAGCUGUUGGAACGGUGCCAUCCCCUUGGCUGGUUUGAGACGAUGCCCGUCCUGUGCGUGGCGACCAAUAUCGAGGAGCUGUACAACUCUGUGCUCAUCGAGACCCCGCUUGCGGCGUAUUUCAAAGGCUCGUUAAGCCACCAGGACCUGGACGAACUGAACAUCGAGAUCAUCCGGAACACGCUGUAUAAGAACUAUCUCGAGGACUUCUACGCGUUCGUGAACACGCAUCCCGACCUGUCCGGGACGCCGACGGCGGAAGUCAUGUCCGAGAUCCUCGAAUUCGAAGCCGACCGACGAAGCAUCAACAUCACGAUCAACUCGUUUGGCACCGAGCUGUCCAAAGCCGAGAGGAGGAAGCUAUACCCUGCAGUCGGACGGCUUUAUCCGGAAGGCAGCUUAAUGCUCUCUCGAGCGGAUGAUCUCGAAGGGGUUCGCAUCGCGGUGGAUAGCAUCUCGGACUACAAGACCAUGUUCGACCAGACCGGACUGAAUCAAACGGGGUCCAGUAUUAGCAACAUGGCUGGCGGUGCGGGAGCCGAGAAGAGUCUUGAGGAUCAUUUCUACCAGAAGGAAAUGGAGAUUUCCAAGCUUGCGUUCACCCGACAGUUCGCUCACGGCAUUGUCUAUGCAUGGGUCAAGUUGAAGGAACAGGAGAUACGUAAUAUCACUUGGAUUUCCGAGUGCAUUGCACAGAACCAAAAAGAGCGGAUUGGGAACUAUAUCAGUGUCUUCUAGAGAGCGGGUUUGAUCAUGCGCUUGGCGUUGGGCGAAUCAUCCGGACCGUUGGGUGCGAGGCUUGCGCGCAUUUACGACUUAUUGCUGAAGCUAAUGUGUCAAUAACAAUUGUUUCCCUAUUGCCUUACUCAAAUCUAAAAGAUUUUGCCAAUCUGCUCGACUCAAGGGGG